This is a messenger RNA of Cuscuta europaea, 1284 nucleotides long. Lineage: Eukaryota; Viridiplantae; Streptophyta; Magnoliopsida; Solanales; Convolvulaceae. The record is from the annotation of a GenBank genome assembly.
GUCGUUGGUCGAUCCAUCAAGCGGCAGAAAACAGUCGAUCGGUUGGAGGCUCGCAGGUUUCUGUUGGUAAUCAACUAAUCGUUGAUGAAGAAGGAAAAAGGAAGAGGCGGGUCUGUCCAUUAAGCCACCUUUUGAGAAUGCACGCUUUCGGGAAUGUUACCAAACUAGCUCUAGGACUCCGCGGCUUUUGAGAAUGUUAGAAACAAAGCCUUAGGAAUUAGGACAGCCUCAUAAUGCCACAAACCCGCGAACUGUGCUAAACCGCGACGAUAGAUCCAGGAAGCAGUGAUGUACUGAAUUAAGUUAGUUGGUCACUUGAUCCGCCCCCAUUCUCAUCCUCUACAUUGACUCUUUAACUACAGCAGAACGCCGAUUAUAUUGCACAGUAAGUGCUUCGGAAGUACUGCGGAGCGGAUCGAUCGGAUAGGAGUAGUUUGUGGUAGAAGAAAAUGGAGAAGAUGAACCAGACGCUGGAGAAGAUGAAGAUGCUCGUAGGAAUGGAUGUGGAAGACGUAGAAGGAACCGCUAAUCAGCAGCAAGAGUCCUCGUUUGCUUUCAUUGAGGACUUCAAUCGCAACUGUACUCUCUCCACCAAGCAGAGGCUUUAUGGUUUUGCCAUCUGCUUGGCUUCUGGUGUUGCUUGUACACUCUUGUCCAUGUUGGUGUUUCUCCAUCCAGUAAAAUUUGGAAUAACUUUCUCCUUUGGCAAUCUGCUUGCACUUGGAAGCACAGCGUUCCUCAUAGGACCUAAAAGGCAGGUGACAAUGAUGCUUGACCCUAUCCGUAUCUAUGCCACUUCCAUAUAUCUUGCAAGCAUCAUCAUUGCAUUGUUUUGUGCUCUAUAUGUGAGGAACAAGCUACUGACACUUUUGGCAAUUAUAUUGGAGUUUGGAGCUCUUAUCUGGUAUAGCUUGAGUUACAUCCCAUUUGCAAGGUCGAUGGUCUCCAAAGUCAUGGUUGCGUGCUUGGACACUGAAUUCUAACUGCUUGAGGGGAGGGUGGAGAAAGAGAGAGAUCAAGUUUUGUCAUUUGUGUAUAGCAAUAGCAAGUAAUAGAGUGAAUUUUACAUGUCAGGAUUAGCUAACUGCAUGUGGGCGGUGUGUAACUCAAAUUUACGUACUCCGUAUCAUUUUGGCUGAACCUAUUCCAGCCACAGGUGCGAUGAAGCAUCAUAAUAAACUCUUCAAAAAAGCUUUGUGCAGCCUUGGGUAUACUUUCAAACGUCAAUUUCUUUAUUGACUAAUUUUUUUAUUAACUUUUAAGGAAUUCACCUCAUUCAAGUAA